AUGUCCUCUGCCGACCCGCACCAGAACCCUCACGAGGAAAUGGAAGAAGACGACCUCCUGGCUGCCGAUGACGCCGCUGAAGAGAUCCCCGAAGAUGAGGACCACCCUAUGGACGAAGAUAUGGACGAGGAGGACCUCGGGGAACCACAAGAAGAAAUCCAACUACAGAACGACUCGGCCGCACACUUUGACGCCCACUCCGACAGCAUCUUUUGCAUCGCCCAACACCCGUCGCGGCCGAGCAUAAUAGUGACAGGAGGCGGCGACGAUGUGGCAUAUAUUUUCGACGCCUCUACCUCUUCUUCCCCUGUCGUCCCCACACAAGAGGGACAACAACAACAACCGGUUGAACGUGCGUCCUUAGCCACACUUGCGAAACUGGACGGCCACACAGACUCGGUCAACGCAGUCACAUUCACAUACCCGCGCGGCGACUAUGUCGUGACGGCCGGCUUGGACGGAAAACUGCGCGCAUAUGCAUCGACGGACUCAAGCCACAAGCACUGGUCGUUUUUGUCCGAGACGUCAGAAGUCGAAGAGAUCAACUGGGUGUCGCCGUCGCCGAACCCGCAGCACGAGAACGUGGUCGCGCUCGGUGCCAACGAUGGGUCCGUGUGGGUCUACCACAUCAAUUCGGCGGACAAGGCGUCUCCUCUCACGAUCGUGCAGGCUUUCUAUCUACAUACCGGGUCGUGCACGGCUGGCGCGUGGACGCCGGACGGGAAUCUUCUGGCUACGGUGUCGGAAGACGGCAGUCUCUAUGUCUGGGACGUAUUUGGCACCGGGUCGGCGGUUGUCAGUCUCACGGCUGCAGACCAACGGUUCGAGGUUGAAGGAGGUCUGUACAGUGUCGCUUGUACAGCGUCCCUAUGCGCCGUUGGCGGUGCGGGGGGUAAUAUCAAAGUUGUUGGACUGCCGCAGGUGGCAGACCAAGCGAAGAAAACAGCCGGCAAGGCGAAAGGCGGCAGAGCUACAGGCGCAGCGGCAUCAGCGACCGCGGCAUCAGCAGGCCAGAUUCUCGCGUCAUUACAGGCACAGAGCGAUGGUGUCGAGACGUUGUCAUUCUCAAGCCCUCCCCUGAAUCUACUGGCUGCGGGCAGUGUCGAUGGCAGUAUCGCGCUCUUCGACACGGUGCACCGGUUCGCCGUGCGGCGGCAUAUCAAGGAAGCGCACGAAGAGUAUGCGGUCGUCAAGGUUGACUUUGUAAGGAACCCGACACGUGGCGGCUGGAUCCUGACGAGUUGCGGUAUGGACGGAGUGGUGAGAAGAUGGGAUGCAAGAGGAGGUACCACUGCCGCUGGACAGGGAUUCAUUCAAGAAUGGAGAGGUCACCGCGGAGAAGGAGAGGGCGGAGGAGUGCUUGGGUUUGUGCAGGGUGGUGGAGGCAAUAGAAUUGUUACGGCGGGUGAUGAUGGUGUUGCGUUGGUGUUUAGAGCGGACAUAGCAUGA
This is a messenger RNA of Exophiala spinifera, 1449 nucleotides long. RefSeq lists its product as uncharacterized. The record is from RefSeq and is a predicted model, not a curated record. Lineage: Eukaryota; Fungi; Ascomycota; Eurotiomycetes; Chaetothyriales; Herpotrichiellaceae. Gene Ontology annotation, molecular function: protein binding. The transcript has a single exon. Bases 1 to 1449 code for a protein of 482 amino acids.